Lycium barbarum (goji berry) is the source of this 1032-nucleotide messenger RNA. RefSeq lists its product as uncharacterized. Lineage: Eukaryota; Viridiplantae; Streptophyta; Magnoliopsida; Solanales; Solanaceae. The transcript has 4 exons. The record is from RefSeq and is a predicted model, not a curated record. The coding region runs from base 1 to 1032 and encodes 343 amino acids.
AUGUUUUUCAUUGGAAUAUCUAUAGCAGCCGAAGUAGAAGCCUCAUUGGCAUUAAAGUCGUUGGUUGUUAUGGUGGCUGGGGUGGUGGCACAGCCUCAGGAAGAGGCUGCACAAUGGCCUGAGAGGCCAUUAAUGUUGAUGGCUAUUAAGAUAGUAGUUGGAGGGCAUACCUUAAACGCGGUUAGUGCUUACGCACCACAAGGGGCCCCAGAUGAGGAGAUCAAAAGGCGAUUCUGGGAGGAUUUGGACGAGGUUAUGCAUGGUAUUCCGCACUCAGACAAUAUUUUUCUUGGAGGUGAUUUCAAUGGCCACAUCGGGACGACUGCUAGGGGUUAUGAUAAUGUGCAUGGAGGCUUCAGGAUUGAUGAUAGGAAUAGGAACCUAGUGGAGAGCAAAGACGAGGAGAAGAAGAGGACUAAUAGGGAGCAUUAUAAGAAGAGGGGGAAAGAGGUGAAGUUAGCGGUUACGACGGCUAAGACUGUUGCGUUCAGAUGCUUAUAUGACGAACUUUGGGAAAAAGGCGGGGACAAGAAGCUAUACAGGAUAACCAAAGCGAGGGAGAGGAAGGCUCAUGACCUGGACCAAGUGAAUUGUAUCAAAGACAAGGAAGACGAAGUUUUGGUGGAAGAUGCCCAUAUUAGACGAAGAUGGCAAACGUCCUUUCAUAAACUCUUGAACGAAGAGAGGGAUCGGAACAUCCUACUAAGAGAAUGGAAGCACUCCGAGAGUCGCCGUGAUUUUGGGUACUAUAGGCGGGUCAAGGUUGAGGAGGUCAAGGGGGUUAUGCAUAUCAUGAGCAAGGGAACAGCGACCGGGUUAAAUGAAAUCCAGGUGGAAUUUUGGAAUAAUAUGGGCAGGGUAGGCUUGAAGUGGCUUACGCGGUUGUUGAAUGUUACUUUUAGGAUGUCAAAGAUACCUGAAGAGUGGGGAUGGAGCACCAUGAAAGAAAGUUUCAAGUACCUAGAUCGAUCAUCCAAGGGAAUGGUGAAAUUGAUUACUAUCUCACCCAUCGUAUUAAAGCGGGAUGGAUGA